Fulvia fulva is the source of this 405-nucleotide messenger RNA. RefSeq lists its product as uncharacterized. NCBI's taxonomy places the organism in Eukaryota, Fungi, Ascomycota, Dothideomycetes, Mycosphaerellales, Mycosphaerellaceae. The coding region runs from base 1 to 405 and encodes 134 amino acids. The record is from RefSeq and is a predicted model, not a curated record. The transcript has a single exon.
AUGCCUACUGCCGCCGCGUUGGCAUCGUGCACUGACCACGAGUGGCUCACCAAGCUCUGCAAGACCUUCGGGGCAGAUGUGAUCAACCUGGAUGAGCGCCCAAACCACCGUCACGGAGGUGGCCGACCAUACCGCGACAAGAUUGACGACCUGCUGCAGGACGGUCUCGUGCGUGACACUCCCUACAGCAACACGCGCAGUAGACGAAACAAUGGGACGGACGCGCGCAUGAGUGGUGGCCUCCCAGAACAGCAGGGCCAGUCGGGCCAACGCCAGCGUGCUCGCGCCGGCGAGCGCGGUUCUAGCAGCCGUCGCACCUCGGGCACACACAAUGACUACAAUUUGUCACCAGGAGGCCCAGCAAGACACGGCCAGCCGCGCACCAACCCAACCGGCAGCAGCUAG